AUGAAAUCACAAAAAUAAUUCGUGAAGAAAAAAACGCCGGAUCUGCAAGAGAAAACUUUUGCAAAAAUAUUGUUUUUUAAAUAAAAUAAUUUGCUUAACAAAACACAAACAUAGCAACAACUUUUUUAGAAAUCUAAUCUUUAAAAGUAAGCAUUCAAGAAACCAACUAUGGACAACUAUUUAUUCGAUGGUGGACGCAUACAAAAAAUGGAGGUGGACUAUGCUCCAGCCUGCGAUGAAAAAAUACCCAUUGCUAAAGAUUUGGCCAAAAAGAAUCCCGAUUCUUUUCACGAGGCCAUUGAAAUGUUGCUAACACUAGAGAAACAAACACGUUUGGGUGCAGAUAUGGUCUCCUGCUCACGCGUUCUAGUGGCUAUAUGUCAGAUAUGUUUUGAAGCAGGCAAUUGGAAUGCCUUAAAUGAAUAUGUAACCUUAUUGGUGCGUAGACGUUCCCAACUGAAACAGGCCGUUUCGAAAAUGAUACAAGAGUGUGUGACUUAUGUGGAAAAGACACCCGAUAAGGAGACUAAAUUGAAAUUAAUCGAUACCUUGAGGGCGGUAACAGAAGGUAAAAUUUAUGUAGAAAUUGAAAGAGCUAGGCUGACAAAAAUUUUGGCUGACAUUAAGGAGGCCGAUGGUGACAUAGCGGGAGCAGCCUCAGUAAUGGAAGAGUUACAAGUAGAAACUUAUGGUUCCAUGGAUAAAAGAGAAAAGGUGGAACUUAUAUUGGAACAAAUGCGUUUGUGUUUACUUAAAGAAGAUUUUGUCUCUACACAAAUCAUAGCCAAGAAAAUCAGCAUCAAAUUCUUUGAUGAUCCUGCCCAACAUGAUCUCAAAUUGAAAUUCUAUAAUCUAAUGAUAAGACUAGAUCGUGAUACUUCAUAUCUGAAAACAUCUAGACAUUAUCAAGCUAUUGCUGAGCCUCCUAAGGCAGUAGUACCCAAACCCGAACCCAUGGAUGAAGAUAAAAAGAAAAGUGAAGAAAAGGAUAAGAAAAAAGAUAAAGAGGAAGAAGUUAAAAAAGUGGAGGAGCCCGUACCUGUGGAGCUAACACCAGAACAGGAAAAAGAACUUAAGGAAAAAUUAAUUUGUGCCGUAUUAUAUUGUAUAUUAGCACCCUAUGACAACGAACAAAGUGAUAUGAUGGCUCAUUUGGCUAAGAAUAAGAAAUUGGAAGAAAUUCCCGUAUACAAAGAAAUUUUGCGUUUGUUUAUGUCCAAGGAAUUAAUUAACUUUGAUACAUUUAAUAAUGAUUUCGGUACUGUUUUGGCGGAAAAUGAAAUGUUCCAGGAGAGCACCAAACAUGGCAAAAAAUGUAUUGCUGAACUUAAAGAUCGCCUAAUAGAACAUAACAUACGCAUCAUUGCCAUGUAUUAUUCCCGUUUGCAUUUAAAACGUAUGAGUGAGCUGUUAAAUCUACCCACCAAUCGUUGCGAGGAAUAUCUCUCAAAAUUAGCCAAUAGUGAUACUAUACGCGUUAAAAUCGAUCGUCCUGCUGAAAUAAUUUACUUUACCGUCAAAAAGAGUGCUUCGGAUGUUUUGAAUGCCUGGUCCAAGGAUGUUAGCCAACUGAUGUCGUUGGUUAACAAGACCUGCCACUUGAUUAACAAAGAAGAAUGUAUUCAUUCGGUUAAAAGCAUUGCCGUAGAGGAUUAAUUACGCUAUAAAAUGCCAAUGAGUUUUACUUUAAUUUGCGGGCAUUUUUUCUACUAAUCUUUUACAUAUGAACAUGAAAUAUAAUAUAUCAGUUCAUCAGAUUUAAUUUAUAUUAAACAAAAUUAUAAUACAUUAAUAUGAAGCUGUUUUUUGAGAAAAAUUACGUUUUUUUCUUCAUUAAAUUCCUUUACUCAGUCUACUUAUAUUUGUAGUCAUUGAAUGAUUUACAAUAAAAAUAAAGAAAUUUAUAAAAAAAA
Lucilia cuprina (Australian sheep blowfly) is the source of this 1913-nucleotide messenger RNA. RefSeq names its product 26S proteasome non-ATPase regulatory subunit 12 (gene Rpn5). NCBI's taxonomy places the organism in Eukaryota, Metazoa, Arthropoda, Insecta, Diptera, Calliphoridae. The transcript is spliced from 5 exons. The record is from RefSeq and is a predicted model, not a curated record. Bases 169 to 1656 code for a protein of 495 amino acids. Gene Ontology annotation, cellular component: proteasome regulatory particle, lid subcomplex; nuclear proteasome complex; cytoplasm.